UAACUUUUUUGCCUCCUGUCACUGUGCUGUCAGGGAAUGAAUGUGAAUGGCUAGCCGACUGGUAGCUUUGGCAAUGUUGUCACUAUCAGAAUGAUAUCGCAGCGGGACAGAGGAGAACUGGCUCGCUUUUAUACUGUAACAGAUCCGAAAAAGCACCUGAAAGGCUAUACUGUGUAUAAAGUCACCGCAAGGAUAAUCUCCAGGAAGAACCCAGAAGAUGUCCAAGAGAUAACGGUAUGGAAGAGAUACAGUGAUUUCCGGAAGCUUCAUCAGAACCUCUGGCAGCUGCACAAGAAUGUAUGUAGCCAGUCAGAGCUGUUUCCUCCAUUUGCCAAGGCCAAAGUCUUUGGUCGUUUUGAUGACUCAGUAGUUGAGGAAAGAAGACAGUGCUCCGAGGAUCUGUUGCAGUUCUCUGCUAAUAUUCCGGCUCUUUAUAGCAGUCAGCAUAUUCAAGAUUUUUUCAAGGGAGGUGACGUUCACGACGGCUCUGAGCUCAUUGGACCAGCUGAGCCCUUUUCUGACUUCCUGGCAGACAGUUUAUCAGACUGCAGCUCUGAUGUUCAAAAAGACAUCAGUGGUGCAGAUGAUUUGACUAUCACAUCUGAGUAUGGAGGCCCGUUCAGUGAAGGCGACCUGACCUCCCUGCCUGUGGACACAGACUCUUUGGCUGGGCUAGAUGAUGGCAUGGCCUCAGGCCGCACCUCCCCAAACCAGCCACAGGGGGGAGCCACCAACAUUGGCAGCAGCUGCAGCCCUCGCUUGCCCUCACUGCACGGUCGCCGCACUCCAUCUCCUGCCCCAGUCCCUGCCUCCCCAGCCCAUAACCCAGAGGUCAGCUGGUCAGGCCGAACGCCGCUCUUCUCCGGCAGUCUGAAGAAAGCCAGUGGAGGUAACCCGAAGGACGUGAAGUCAGACUACCUAGACAGAGCCAGUGAGCUCAUCUGUUUGGCUGUACAGAAGGAGAAAGAGCAAGACUUCCAGGCAGCUUUCUUCUGCUAUCGUAGUGGAGUGGACCUGCUGCUGCAAGGAGUGCAAGGUGAGCCCAGUCCCACGCGGCGAGAGGCAGUGAAGAAGAAGACUGCAGAGUAUCUAAUGCGCGCAGAACUGAUAUCCAGUCAGCAUCUGAGGAGCAACAUGGGUCAAGGGUCAACACAGACAGUGGCUUUAGGGGCACAGUGCUGCCCAUCCACCAGCAGAGGAGGCCAGCAGAGUCCAUCCGAGGAGCUGAGAGCUUACAGAGUGUUGGGGGUGAUAGAUAAGGUUCUUUUGGUCAUGGACAAGAGAACACAAGAGACAUUCAUCCUCAAAGGCCUGAGGAGGAGCAGUGACUGUGGGCGGACUAAGAGGACAAUCAUGCCUCACUCGGUGCCGAACAUGGUGCAGCUGAGAAAGUUCAUCGUGUCUGAGGACACAGUUUUCCUUUUGCUGCAGUAUGCGGAAGGUGGUAAGCUGUGGUCUCACAUUGGAAAGUACCUGCGUGAUUCCAGCCCAGAGGAGAGCUUUGACAUUCCAUUCAUCCAGAAGAGCCACACCGCGGCUGUACACUCUCCACAACAUGCUGUACCACAGCUGGAUGUAGGUUCGGCCAGUUCUGGUUCUGGGCCGGUUGCUUCUUCUGAUUCUGCUUCAGGGCUUCAGGACAAAGGGGAGAAACUCUUUGCGUCUCCUGAGAAAAUUGUUCUCCCUCCCAGGCUCAUCGAACAAAUUGGUGCCCAGUCAGAUUCUGGAGCUACGUCUGAGGAAGAGUGCACCAACAGUUAUUUGACUCUUUGCAAUGAGUAUGAACAAGACAAAGUAGAACCAGAUGCACUAGAGGAAGAGAAGGUGGAGGAGGAGAAGAAAAGUGAACAGGAAAUGCUGUCCUUGCAAGUGCCCGUUGUGAAAACCACUACUUCCUCGCGUAGCCGCUCACUGCUCAGCAAUGAUAGCCUAUCACCUAUCAGCUCUCAGGAACUUGGCUUUUUUACAGAGUCGUCCGACAACCAUGGCCACAACCUUGACAGGGAGCAAUACCGAGGCGAGGGACAGGACCACGGUGAAGUGUUCAGUCCUUUGCCCUCACCUGCUGUGCCUCUGUCUUUGGAUCAGUCCAAGCACACGCCAAUGGAGUUUUUCCGUAUUGACAGCAAAGACAGUGCAAGUGAGGUGAAUUGUCUUGACUCCGGAGAGCAGCGCCUCUCUCCGGUUCCCCUCUUUUCCACAUCAGACCUGGGCUCGGAUGUCACUGAGGAACUUCCGGAGCUGGCUUAUGAGGUCAAGUACCACCGCUCUGAGCUUUGGGAGUUGGACUGUAGUGAUAAAGACUCCAAUGAGUCAGUGCCAGUCAUCUCUUUUAAAGAGGCAGUAGUGGAGGAUGAGGGUCACCCACCAGACCUUUUGGUCAACUUGCCUAUAACAGGUGGGACUGUAGACUCUUUACAGGAGGAAUUAGACACUAUGGGGGGCGGUGUGGGCAUCGAGGUGACAGCCUCUCCUCAGAAGUUCAUUCAGCCGGAUGUUUUACAGCUUCUUGUUCACCCCGAGGAGGAGGAGGAGGAGCAGCUGCUGGAGCAGGACCUUUCAUCUUUAUGUACAGCCUCUGAAACAUAUGACACCAGUGUUGCAUCUUCCUCUCCCUUCAACUCGCUGUGGGAUGACUGCAGCGCGGCGUUUGGGCAAGAAGCCUUCGACAAAAUGGUGGUUCAUUCUGCAUGCCAAAAUAACGAACUGCCCCUUGACCUACCUGUCACUGAUCCUCUAAAUGUGAAACCAGAGGCCAGUACAAGAGUAAAUACAGACUUAGUUCCAGACCCAAGUAGAAAUAGCACAGGCUCCAACCCUGCCACAGAUGAUGGGACUAAGGCAUGCACAGUGGUUGAGAGUUUAUUAGGUCUUGAUGGUGAAUCAAGAGUUAUUAGUACUACAGGUGGCAGCGAAUUUGAUAAAGAAGUAUCGCGGCUGUUUGCAGAGCUGGACGAGCUGUCGUUGGCUGCAUCCCAAGCUCGUAUCCCGGAGGAGUUUGUACGAUGCUGCGCGGUAGAGAUGGUUAAAGCCCUGGAUUGUUUGCACCAAGAGGGCAUCAUCUGUCAAGACCUUAACCCCAACAACAUCCUGCUCAACCACCAAGGUCAUGUUCAGCUUACCUACUUCUGUAGCUGGAAUGAUGUGGAGGAGUCCUGUGACAAAGAGGCCAUUGCCAAUAUGUACUGUGCACCAGAGGUGGGAGGGAUCAGUGAGGGGACUGCAGCAUGCGAUUGGUGGAGUCUGGGCGCCAUCCUGUUUGAGCUCCUGACAGGCAUGUCUCUGCUGCGGUGCCAUCCAGCGGGGAUUGGUCGCCACACUGCUCUCAACAUCCCCGCGUCUGUUUCAGAGGAGGCCAGAUCUCUGCUGGAGCAGUUGCUCCAGUACAACCCAAUGGAGAGACUGGGGGCAGGUGUGGGAGGCGUGGAUGAUAUCAAAUCCCACCCUUUCUUUGCCAAAGUGGACUGGCCCAAAUAGACGCCGUGCAUUGUGGGACCGUGGAAACCAGAGCUGCAUGCUGGAAGGCUGUCUCUCCUAAAUAAAUCCCUUUCAGAGUGAACACACAAAUAGAGAUACAGUAAAUAUGCAUUUCUCCACACAUCACCCAUUUCUUGGCCAUUGAGUUUCUCUUUUUGCCACAAAAGCAGUAUUCCCUUCCUUGUAAUUUGUUCAUUUCUUCAUCUCAUAGAGGGUUCACUGUGUAACCUUUUGGUGCAGGGAACACUUAACAACAUGGGUGGUGCAAUAAUUUAUACAUUAAGUGCUGGUACUGAGUGAUGAUCCACUACGACAUUCUUGCUUUUACAUAACUCAUGCAGUAGCCAAAAUGACUGAGAGGUUUUCUUCGGGGGACUUUUUUAGUCUUUUCACUGCAUUCUGUAUGUAACCCAUUUAAACUGACACAGACUUAGGUCAGCUUUCCUGAACGUACAAUACACUGAGUUUGUUGACACCUACACAUUUUUAUCAGUCCUCACUGAGUCCCUUUAGAUUAGCUGGAAGUGAGACGGGUUGAGCUUUUUUCAUGUUGCUCUUAUAGACACUUUUUUUUUGCCAACAAGCACCCACAUACCGUACAAUAAAAGAGAAAGACACUAUACUAGGUGAAUAAACAAUAUAUUUUUAGAUAGGAGAUGGUUUUGUUGUUGAGUGAAGUAUGUAGUUGUAUGAGGAUAGAAUAGAAGCGAUUAUAGCUAAAAAAGAAAAAGAAAAGGGCCUUCUUCCUCUACGAGCAGUGAGUGUGUUUCAUUCAUUCAAGAAAGAAAAAGGAUGGAGGGCUUGAACUACACAUUUGAAACCAGCCCUUUUACAUAGUUGUUUUUAUGAAUAACAGAGGGAACUCUGUACUGUACAACACUGCAUUUUUUGCAUGGAAGAAUAUGAUUUAUGUAAUAUAUUUAAUACUAUGAUAAAUCUAACAAUAAAUAUUGUGCGUCUUAACGUCUUUAACGUUAACAUUUUUAAAGGAUGUUGUGCUGAGUGAACAGUACACCCAGAUCUCAAAGCCUUGAUUAUGUCCAACUUAUCAGUCGCUCACUGCCUCAUCAAUCAGAUCCUUUUUAUUUGAUUGUUUUAUUUCUGUGCAACACAUCUGCUAACUUGCCACACAGAUGCUGAUGCUGAUUUAAUAUCCUUAAUGAUAUAAUGGUCUACAAUGAUAAUAUCUAUAUGGUAAACAUUGCCAUGGUUACAUUACAUGCCAUAUAUCGCUUUCUGUAUAAACGAUGAGAUUUUUGAGAAUUAUCGGAGCAUAGACAAUAUAUCAAACACAUUGUAAUAUCAAACGCAUUGUAAAACAUUUCUCUAACAAUACACAGAUAAUAUCUCCACUGUAGAUGCUGCACUCUGUUGUACUCAGCUGUGGUAUGUUAACUGACCGAUACUGUCCAUAUUUCACCUAUUAACCCUUUUUAAUCAGACAUAAACAUCACAGUAAGAUCAGAUUUGUUUUAUCAGUUUUUUGUUGAAUGCUAACUCUUGUUUGUGCUAUACGUCUGUACUGGUCUGUCAGUGCACCCUGGAUAACAAUAAACAUACCUGGAUAGGAACAUCUAGUGACUAUGUGU
This is a messenger RNA of Etheostoma cragini (Arkansas darter), 5066 nucleotides long. RefSeq names its product ribosomal protein S6 kinase polypeptide 1 (gene rps6kc1). NCBI's taxonomy places the organism in Eukaryota, Metazoa, Chordata, Actinopteri, Perciformes, Percidae. The transcript has 16 exons. Gene Ontology annotation, molecular function: protein kinase activity; ATP binding; phosphatidylinositol binding. Gene Ontology annotation, biological process: protein phosphorylation. Gene Ontology annotation, cellular component: early endosome. The coding region runs from base 91 to 3477 and encodes 1128 amino acids. The record is from RefSeq and is a predicted model, not a curated record.